This is a messenger RNA of Solanum tuberosum (potato), 810 nucleotides long. RefSeq names its product alpha-1,4 glucan phosphorylase L-1 isozyme, chloroplastic/amyloplastic-like. Lineage: Eukaryota; Viridiplantae; Streptophyta; Magnoliopsida; Solanales; Solanaceae. Gene Ontology annotation, cellular component: cytoplasm. Gene Ontology annotation, biological process: glycogen catabolic process. Gene Ontology annotation, molecular function: glycogen phosphorylase activity; pyridoxal phosphate binding. The record is from RefSeq and is marked provisional.
AGGUGGUGAGAGCGACCUGAGUUCUUUUGCUCCUGAUGCCGCAUCUAUUACCUCAAGUAUCAAAUACCAUGCAGAAUUCACACCUGUAUUCUCUCCUGAAAGGUUUGAGCUCCCUAAGGCAUUCUUUGCAACAGCUCAAAGUGUUCGUGAUUCGCUCCUUAUUAAUUGGAAUGCUACGUAUGAUAUUUAUGAAAAGCUGAACAUGAAGCAAGCGUACUAUCUAUCCAUGGAAUUUCUGCAGGGUAGAGCAUUGUUAAAUGCAAUUGGUAAUCUGGAGCUUACUGGUGCAUUUGCGGAAGCUUUGAAAAACCUUGGCCACAAUCUAGAAAAUGUGGCUUCUCAGGAACCAGAUGCUGCUCUUGGAAAUGGGGGUUUGGGACGGCUUGCUUCCUGUUUUCUGGACUCUUUGGCAACACUAAACUACCCAGCAUGGGGCUAUGGACUUAGGUACAAGUAUGGUUUAUUUAAGCAACGGAUUACAAAAGAUGGUCAGGAGGAGGUGGCUGAAGAUUGGCUUGAAAUUGGCAGUCCAUGGGAAGUUGUGAGGAAUGAUGUUUCAUAUCCUAUCAAAUUCUAUGGAAAAGUCUCUACAGGAUCAGAUGGAAAGAGGUAUUGGAUUGGUGGAGAGGAUAUAAAGGCAGUUGCGUAUGAUGUUCCCAUACCAGGGUAUAAGACCAGAACCACAAUCAGCCUUCGACUGUGGUCUACACAGGUUCCAUCAGCGGAUUUUGAUUUAUCUGCUUUCAAUGCUGGAGAGCACACCAAAGCAUGUGAAGCCCAAGCAAACGCUGAGAAGGUAUACUUAAUCUA